ACGAGAGUGAUCAGGCACGCUUGCACACAGCUGCCUACACUGGUAGCUAGCCCCGGCUAGCUGUAUAUAAAGAUCGCUUAUGUACACUGCCAUAAUCAACAUUGCAUUCGAGCAAAGCAUUGCCCUGCCAUCAUACUAAACUGCUAGCUAAUCGAUCGCUAGCUACUUGCUGUUCAGCCAUCACCUAAUCAUUGGCCAGCUAUUUCUCCGCUGUAUUGAUUGAUACAAAGUUGCAAGAGAGAUCGCUAGCUAUACCUCUUUCUCUGUAUUAAUACGUACGAGUAAUCUUUGAUUUGGUGCGUGACCCAGAUCGACGGAGAGAUAAUAAUGGCGCCUAACGGGGACGCAGUGGUCGCGGCGGCCGCACCGGCGCCGAAGCCGAAGCCGGCGCGGCGGCAGUCGAAGCCGAGGAGGAUAUCCAUGGAGGGGCUCCAGCGCGCCAUGUCCGACCUGGCCCUGGAGCUGGCCAGGGACAGGAAGGCCGCCGACGCCAAGCCGGCGACGCAGCAGCAGCUGCUGCCGGCGAUCACGGAGCAGCAGCAGCAGGUGGAGGAGGCGCGGUGCGAGUGCUGCGGCAUGCAGGAGGAGUGCACGCCCGAGUACGUGCGGCGCGUCCGGGAGCGCUACUGCGGGCGGUGGGUGUGCGGGCUGUGCGCGGAGGCCGUCAACGGCGAGGCCGACAGCCGCCACGGCGGCCGCACGGAGGAGGCGCUGGCGGCGCACAUGGCCGUGUGCGGCCGCUUCAACCGCGUCGGCCGCGCCAACCCCGUGCUCAUGCAGACGGAGGCCAUGCGGGAGAUCCUCAGGAAGAGGUGCAGGUCCAACAGCCCCAGGGAUCACGCCCCUGCCGGCGCCCUCGCCAGGAGCUCCAGCUGCAUCCCGGCCAUUACAAGAGACUUGGCUUCUUCUUCUUCUUCUUCUUCUUUGGGUGCAUAAAAGCUUCAGCUUCAUCAUUAGCUAGUAGCUCAGCAUGGAUGGGCUUGUAUCUUUUGUAGUAUAGCAUGUAUCAACAUGGCUAGUUAAGCUUGUAAUUUGUGGCAUUUUGCUAGGUGGAUAGCUGGAUAUCUUUUGGUUUCAUUAGGAGAUCAAUUUUUUUCGUGGCUUUGUACUACGUUUUGGUUGUACUAUACACACAUAAAUAUCAAAUACUGAUGAAAACUUGUGAAUUUCCAAUC
Messenger RNA from Panicum virgatum (switchgrass), 1175 nucleotides. RefSeq lists its product as uncharacterized. The record is from RefSeq and is a predicted model, not a curated record. NCBI's taxonomy places the organism in Eukaryota, Viridiplantae, Streptophyta, Magnoliopsida, Poales, Poaceae. Bases 328 to 936 code for a protein of 202 amino acids. The transcript has a single exon.